GGACUACCUGCAGCCAAUCACAGCUCCGCUCCCCCCGAGUUUAAUAAAGUUCUCUUUUUCCGCCGUUUGACUUCGUGUUUUGGGGAAACGGCGUCUUCUUCUCUGUGCUAAAGAUGUGGGUGGACAAACCAGCUCUGGCUAUGUGCGACACACACCGGCUCAAAGUAAGAGAUACGAGCAAAAAGAGCGUUUUGUAGGAAAAGAAGAUGUAUCGAUGGCGCUUCUCCAUCGCCAUAACUCUCGGCUUGGUGUGGUAUUUUUCAGACUGCAGCCGCACAGUGACACAGUACUUGUUAUGUUUCCUCUUUUGUUUUUCUACCCCGCUGUUAUUCGGGAAUAGUAGGCGAGAGAGCAGCACUCAAACUUAUGAAGAGACGAAGGAAAAUCCACUCCAGGAAACUGUUGAGGAGGAGUUGUUUGGUGACUUGACUGAGGGAGACAGCAGCAAGCAGGCUGAACCACUGGAGUCUCAGUAUCCACAUGUGAAGAGGUCUCUACAGCAAGUGUUUGAGUGCGCCUAUGCCCAGCUGGUCCUGCCUUGGUACGGCGUCCUCGAGCCGUGUGAGCACCAGCCUCUGCACCAGGUGCUCAGCAGGGAGUUCAACUUCAUUAUUGACCAGAUCAUUGAGAGAGCCAAAGACUUUGAUGUUUGCCAGGUGGUUGUGGGCUCCAUUCGGAUUUUGACCGAGCACUUGCAUAAUGCGAAGCAGUCUGACAAGGAGCUCUUGUUCACUUCCAGAGCAGAGAUUGCAGUUCUCCGAGAGUUUUCUGACGCUCUGGUACGUAACCUUUUACCCGAAUCUCUCUGGGGCCAAGAAGUCAAUCGCUGUGCCUUAAAUGAGAUCGUUGCCUUAAAGGGUUUGGGCCUCUUGGUGACAUGGCUGUCUGACCCCGACAACCUGAACCAGCUGGUGGUGAGCCAGCUCGACAGCGUGACCCCCAAAGGCUCUGUGGAAGAGCUGUGUGGAUCAGACCUGGAUCAAACCUCUCUGGCUUCACAGGACGGUGAAGGCAAGGCCGAGGGCACUGAAGUGAGCUUGGGGGGAGCAAGGAUUUCAAACAGCACCAGGAUCAAGGCCAAAAGGAAAGGUAACAAGUUAAAAGAAGGAUGGUCAAAAUUUGUGGACAAGAUGAAGUCCAAGAAGGCCAAGAAGAAGAAGAUGAAAAAGAUGGAGCAGGAGCUGAAGAUGAGGAUCAUGGCGAUUCAGGGAGACACGUCCAACGAGGACGAUGUCAGCAGCAGGGAGAGCUCCGAUCACAGCCAGCAGAACUCUGACAGGGAGGACAAUGAUCUGAACUACCUGACAAGCGUCCAAGAGGACAUGAUGGAAUUCAAACUGUCGUACGAGAUGUGGCGCGUCGGCCGCUGGGCUGUCAGCAUCCCUCAUGCCGACUGGAAGGAUGAGGAGCUAAUCUUCACUGUUCACCUGGAGGAGAAGGACAGCCCCGAGAACCUACAGUGGGACAUCAGGAAGACCUACAAGGAUGUGAUAUACUUCUGCAACACAUGGCAGGACUCGACCAGGCUGCCCACGAUCCUGGUGCUGGAGGAGUCUGAGGUCAAUGAUGAGGUCAAAGAAGAAGCCAGAGUAUCAGUGGAGGGCUUCCUGCAGGAAUUUGUUUCUGAUAAUCUGAUCGGCCACACUCAACCGGUUUUUCAGUUCCUCUGCCCACUUGACAAACUUCUGAAUGAAGAGGAACAUUAUGGAGGUGUGUGGGGCCUUCUGAGCGGCUUGGCUUACUUCCUGACUCCAGGUCAAGAGGAAGAAGAGAACUCUAGCCCUCGGACAGAAGCCCCGAAAGAGAUCACAACGCCAUCUUUACAUCCAGAAUCCACAACUCAGCCUUUAGAAAGCCCUGGUGCCUCUACUGAGAAGGGCAAUGUUCCUGGUGCUACAAUCCCAACUAUUGUUAUCUCCCAAUAUCAUUCUCCUUCAGAUCCGCCUGAGGAAGCAGAAAAAGAAAAGGAGCUGCAGCCUGCAAAUGAAAACUGCUCCCAAGACAAAACAGAGGACUCGGAUAAUCCCUUAACCUCUCACUUUAAAAUGAUUUUCAAAGGACUGACCCGAUCCAGGUCACAAGAGUCCCUGGUCUCAACAAAAACCUCCGGUGAUUCGGACGCGCCUGAUUCGGACGCACCUGAUUCGGACUCCACGCCACACUGCAGCCAAAAUAGAGGCUUGCAAGGGGAGAGCGCAGAAAGUCUGCCGUGGCUUCACUUCAGUGCAAGGUCAAAUAAAAAGGAGAAAAUAUGUUUCAAGAUGUCAGGUGGCGUGAACAAGGCUAAAGGGAAGGACCAGGACACUUUGCCAAAAGGGGAGGACUCCCACUGUCAGAAGAGCCAAGUCAACCGGGAGCAACCGGAGGCGAUCAAAGCCAUAUUAGAUCUGCUGAAAGAAAUAUCUGGAAACUCCAUCCUCAUAAACAUAUUUGAUGCCAUUUUGAAACCUGUUAUGCCCAUCUUGAAAAAAAAAGUGAACUCUUUCCUAAACAAGAUGAACCCAACAGAAGCGCAGAUGGCCGCAUACAUUGAUACUCUGCGUGACAAACAGUGGCCAGACAUUCAACCAGCAGCACCUCCUCCUCCUCCUCCUCGCACCGACGAGGAGAAGAAGGAGACCAGGGACAGAGCGCACAACCUAAUCAAUGCCAGAUAUUCAAACUAUCUUGUCUUGAAGAAGACGGACGUGGAGUCUGUUUUUAAUAUUUUCCAGGACAGUGACGAAAACAAAACGCUUGUAUAUAUGCUCCUGUCAUUCCUAUUCAGGGAAUUUUUUCCCAAUGAGCAUUUCCUAAAUGUGAGCGCUGCUGUCCUACAGAAAGUGACCGACUCCACCAACUGAUCUGUGAACCUUUGAUUGUGUUUUUAAUGGUACUUUGUCGACAUUUUAGAAUAUGAAAUUAUUUAUUAAACAUCUUAAAAUGCCUUAAAAUAUUUCUGACCAUUUCUGUAUCAAUGUCAGACACUCCUUUUUGUCGUUUUUACCUCAAACAUAUCAAACAUACUGUGAACAUUUUGUGAAUUUCCUUUGGUUUUUAUUUUGUAUAGUUAAGCUGCAUUUGUAAGUGAUUAACCCUGACUCAUUUGUGUGUGAAAUCAGAAACAUUCUUUGUGGGAACUGGCUUUGAAUAUUGUAUUUUUACAGUCAACCUUAGAGGAGAAAGUAAACUAUAUUUCAUAUUUACAGUUUGAAUUUCACCCUUCACAUUUUACUUACUUACUUUGUACAAGAACUUUAAAUUUUCUAAAAUAUUUUUUCACUUUGAGCACUUAUGUAUGGUGAGUGUUUGUAAGCUGGUUAAUUUGGCAUAAUGUAUUACAUAAUAGAAUAUCUCACAAUUGCUAAUCACCUAAAUCUGUCAAAGUGGACACAUGAAAUAGUGUUAAUGUAAAUAACUUGAAUUUAUUCCAAAUAAAAUAUUUUAAUAAAGUUUUUUUCAGCUAUA
This is a messenger RNA of Siniperca chuatsi (mandarin fish), 3447 nucleotides long. RefSeq lists its product as uncharacterized. Gene Ontology annotation, cellular component: intracellular membrane-bounded organelle; early endosome membrane. The coding region runs from base 207 to 2843 and encodes 878 amino acids. The transcript is spliced from 16 exons. Gene Ontology annotation, molecular function: phosphatidylinositol binding. Lineage: Eukaryota; Metazoa; Chordata; Actinopteri; Centrarchiformes; Sinipercidae. The record is from RefSeq and is a predicted model, not a curated record.